AUGGAUCAGUACCACAUUUUGCGCGAUGACUGGGAGUUUGUUCAGGCCGUCUCGCACUUCAAAAAGAUGCGGGCCUCGCCUCUCAACGCCGCGGGGGGAGACAUACCGGCGGCCGUCAAGUCGGCCUUCACCCGGGAAUUCAACAAGACGCACCACACCGAGAGUUUUGUGAAGGGGGCGCUGCAGCACAUGGCUGGCGUGGACACUCAAGCCGACGACGCCGAGGCGGAGGCGGAGAAUGCGGACGAUGGAAAAGGGCUGCUGAAGGGCGGCGCAGGGGCCACCAAAAAGCCGGCGGCGAAGAGGGCGGCGGCGAAGAAGGCGGCGGCGAAGAAGGAGUCCGCGCCAAAGCCCAAGGCAAAGCGGGCGCCACCGAAGGCCAAGAAGGCAGCGGCAAAGCGGCGAAGAAAGGCGAAGGAGUCGGACUCUGAAGAUGAGUUCACCGGGGACAGCUCCGACAGCUCCGACAGCUCUGACGAGUGA
Messenger RNA from Trypanosoma conorhini, 483 nucleotides. Its product is annotated as replication factor C, subunit 1. The transcript has a single exon. The record is from RefSeq and is a predicted model, not a curated record. Bases 1 to 483 code for a protein of 160 amino acids. Gene Ontology annotation, molecular function: DNA clamp loader activity; ATP binding. Lineage: Eukaryota; Euglenozoa; Kinetoplastea; Trypanosomatida; Trypanosomatidae. Gene Ontology annotation, cellular component: DNA replication factor C complex. Gene Ontology annotation, biological process: DNA replication.